AUGUCUUUGUCCUUCGUAUCUACUACCAAUGCCCCCGCGGCUGUGGGCCCGUAUAACCAGGCGGUGAAGGCUGGCAACCUCCUCUUCGUCUCUGGGUCACUCGGGAUCGACCCGGCGACUGGCAAGCUGGUUCCAGGAGGCGUUGAGGAGCAGACGGAGCAGGCGCUGAAGAACAUGAAGACCAUCAUUGAGGCUGGGGGCAGCGAUGUUAGCAAGGUGGUCAAGACGACUGUAUUUUUGAAGUCUAUGGAUGAUUUUACCACAAUGAACGGCAUCUACGCACGCUUCUUUAAUGGGCACAAGCCGGCACGGUCGGCUGUGCAGGUUGCGAAGCUUCCUUUGGAUGGCCUGUUUGAGAUUGAGUGCAUUGUGAGGUACGUCUGA
This is a messenger RNA of Laetiporus sulphureus 93-53, 384 nucleotides long. RefSeq names its product YjgF-like protein. Lineage: Eukaryota; Fungi; Basidiomycota; Agaricomycetes; Polyporales; Laetiporaceae. The coding region runs from base 1 to 384 and encodes 127 amino acids. The record is from RefSeq and is a predicted model, not a curated record. The transcript has 4 exons. Gene Ontology annotation, molecular function: deaminase activity. Gene Ontology annotation, cellular component: mitochondrion; cytosol.